UGAAAUUAGAGUGUGACAGCAAUGAAUAUGCGGAUAUUGAGAGUGAUUUUGAUAUUGUUGUGUGGAUUAGGUUUAUGCUCAGCCCAACUGAGUCAGAACUUCUAUGCCAAGGUGUGCCCUGACGUGGAGAAUAUUGUGAAAAAAGCUGUCUCUGCUAAGUUCUCCCAAACAUUCGUCACGGUCCCGCCAACCAUACGUCUCUUCUUCCAUGAUUGCUUCGUUUCGGGGUGUGAUGCGUCGGUGAUAGUGGCUUCGACUGCGGGGAAUAUGGCGGAGAAGGACCACCGCGAUAACUUAUCGCUGGCAGGGGACGGAUUCGAUACGGUGAUCAAAGCGAAAGCUGCAGUGGACGCUGUGUCUAGCUGCAAGAACAAAGUUUCUUGUGCAGAUAUUCUUGCUCUCGCAACACGUGACGCAAUCGUCUUGGCUGGUGGGCCCACUUAUCCAGUGGAACUGGGGAGGCUGGAUGGGCUGAGUUCAACAUCAGCAAGUGUGGAGGGCAAUCUUCCUCAACCAAGUUUCAGUUUGGACCAGCUCAAUAAAAUGUUUGCUUCCAAAUGCCUCUCCCAAACCGACAUGAUUGCUGUCUCAGCGGCACAUACGGUAGGAUUCUCACACUGCAGUAGAUUCGCGAACCGGAUAUACAAUUUCAGUCGACAGAACCCGGUCGACCCGACCCUGGACCCGCAACACGCGACCCAGCUUCAGGGGAUGUGCCCGAAGAACGUGGAUCCGAGAGUGGCCAUCAACAUGGACCUGGCCACUCCUCGGAUCUUCGACAACGCCUACUUCAAGAACCUUGUACAAGGCAAGGGCUUGUUCACAUCUGAUCAGGUUUUGUUCACAGAUUCUAGGUCCAAGAACACAGUUUCUACGUGGGCAUCUGAUCCUCAAUCUUUCAACACGGCUUUCAUCCAAGCCAUCACCAAAUUGGGCAGUCUCACCUCCAAAAAUGGGAAUAUCCGAUUUGAUUGUGGAAAGUUUAAUUGACUUGCUUUAUUGUCUCUUGCAAUAAAAUUGUGCUUCACCAUCGUUAAUAAUAAAGACAUGUAUGCAUGAGUUCAAAAUAGAUCCAGAGUCCCCCAAACAUUGACCUUCAAA
Molecule: messenger RNA, 1101 nt
Organism: Salvia splendens (bonfire salvia)
Lineage: Eukaryota; Viridiplantae; Streptophyta; Magnoliopsida; Lamiales; Lamiaceae
Product: peroxidase 51
Exons: 4
Coding region: 22-990 (322 amino acids)
Biological process (GO): hydrogen peroxide catabolic process; response to oxidative stress
Molecular function (GO): heme binding; peroxidase activity
Source: RefSeq, a predicted model, not a curated record